Talaromyces rugulosus is the source of this 1929-nucleotide messenger RNA. RefSeq lists its product as uncharacterized. The coding region runs from base 1 to 1929 and encodes 642 amino acids. Gene Ontology annotation, molecular function: DNA binding; zinc ion binding; DNA-binding transcription factor activity, RNA polymerase II-specific. The transcript has 3 exons. The record is from RefSeq and is a predicted model, not a curated record. Gene Ontology annotation, biological process: regulation of DNA-templated transcription; response to wounding; DNA-templated transcription. NCBI's taxonomy places the organism in Eukaryota, Fungi, Ascomycota, Eurotiomycetes, Eurotiales, Trichocomaceae. Gene Ontology annotation, cellular component: nucleus.
AUGAAUAAUCGAACUCCUCAAGCUUGUCGAACUUGUCACCGGCGCAAGGUUAAAUGCGACGGCCAACGGCCAUCAUGCGAGAACUGUCGCAACAGGCAGGAUGACUGCGAAUAUCCCACCACUCUUCUCCCGGGAGGCUAUGCUCUUGAUGUCACGAACUACCCGCCUCAAUUUUCGCCUUCUGGAUCCGCUCAUUCCAUGUCCAUGUUGCUAACAGAAGCGCCUGAUACUGAACAGUCGCAGAGCUCUACUAGGAGGGAUAGUUUCCAACAGCGACUAUUAGCAAUAUUCUGGUCUACACACCAUUCGGUAGAGCUCUGUGCGUGUAUCCAUCGGCCAUCUUUUGAAACAGAGUACUUGGAGCCGCAGAAUGAAUUCCUUAUGUACGCCAUAUCAUCUUUGUCGGCAAUCUAUUUGUCUGAUGAAGAGGCACGUGCUCACACAAACGACAUGACUGCAGCCUCUUUAUCCUCCUCAUAUGCUGAGCAGGCCAGAACCAUUUCUCGUCGUACAUCAGACAGCCAAUCAAGUAUGUUGAAUUUCACUUCUCCUUGUAACAAAAGACUGCGCGACUUAUUACAACGCUCCAUAUUGUCCGGAUGGAUGUAUAUAGGCCAUGCUAUUCGCAUGUCUCAAGGGAUGCGACUACGCAGGGAAUUCAACCAACGUUUACGUCCUCGAGAAAAGGAACGUCGCCGUCGCACCUUUUGGGCAUGUGUGACUAUGGAUCGCCUGGCCUCAUACUGGUGCAAUCGGCCACCUACCAUUCAGCUGGAUGCUAUCUCCAUUCGGCUACCUAUGGCAGAAGCUGCUUAUGCAUUCGACGAGGAAAGUGUGGCGCCAACCAUAGAUCUAGUGUUGCAAGGCGCCAAUUUCGAGUCUUUAUCCGGUCUUUUACAGCACUUUGUUGUGGCUGUCGCGCUUUGGGGCCAACUCUCUGGCGAGUACGCGCUUGGGGGGCGCGCAACAGCCAAGGAUAGCCCAAUGAAUCCUCUAAGCGAGAUACACAGGUUUCACCGCGUUCUCCUUGAAUACCAACGGUAUCUUCCCACUAGUCUGAAAUGGUCAGAGGAAAGUUUCAGAGCACACAGGUCACUGGGCCAGGGUCAGUUGUUUGUAAAUCUUCACUGGGUAAUACACCACGGAUUGUUUGUUAUCCAGCAGGAGUACUUACCGCAGUUUGAUCCGUUUGGAAAUGUUGACAUUGGUGAUGUCGGAUUUGAUCAUGCUGGCAUACCUUUCAAUUACCGAGACGAAGACGCGGUGGCGACGUGUCUUCAGAAUGCCCAGGCUAUUUCCUCCAUAUCCCGCGGAUUGAGUCGAACCGACGAUCCGGCUCAUCGCGAUAUCUUUCAGUCUACGUUCGCUGCGUGUGCUUUGAUGUCCGCCGCACAGGUCUGUCUCUGGGGACAUUUUGUGGAACAGCACACAAGAGAAUACUCCCAAUGCACCCCGUUUCUGGAAGAUUUUACACUUUUACUAGACACUCACCGAACAUGGUCUUCCAAUUGGAGAGUGUGUGAAGGCUUCGUGGAAUCCCUCGAGUUACUUAAAAUGCUUUACGAGUGUGCCUACGGGGCUACUCAAAUCUCAACAGGAAAAGGAAGCGAUAAUAGCGACGAUAGCAAUCAAAUUGAGUGUGGAGAGACAUCAUCAGCACAACCUUCUGAAGGGGCAGGUUUACCUGAUCCUACUACAACCAACCAACGCCUUUACUACCAAAUCCGAGCAAUCAGCGUUCUGGCUUUGGAAGACAAAAACUUCAAGAGACGAUGUCUUGCUGCUUUUAACAAAGCAAUGUGGCCAGAGAUUAUUGGUGAUGAUGUAAUGGAAGCUUUUCUUCUGGCAGAGCUUGACGGAGCUACUGAGCUCAGCACCGAGACGAUGCUCUCAACCUUUCCAGAGGGAGUAUCUGGGGAUGAGCUCUAA